This is a messenger RNA of Pimephales promelas (fathead minnow), 3114 nucleotides long. It is a transcript of the gene lgi1a, whose product is annotated as leucine-rich, glioma inactivated 1a. The record is from RefSeq and is a predicted model, not a curated record. Gene Ontology annotation, molecular function: protein binding. NCBI's taxonomy places the organism in Eukaryota, Metazoa, Chordata, Actinopteri, Cypriniformes, Leuciscidae. Gene Ontology annotation, biological process: myelination.
AAAAGACAAAAAAUUGAAGAUACACAUCGAAGCAUUUAAAAUUCGUGAAUAAUAAAGAUUCGUAGUAUAUCUGGCCAAUGUUAGACUACCGUGGAUCCACUAAGCCCCGCCCAUUCUCUGUUACCGUGAUUUCUAUGGAUUCUAUCUGCAUGUGCAUAUGACACUGAUCUGGGAAAAAUACAUAUAAAUAUUCGUUAUCGUUAUUAUUCCUUUCCGUUAUGAGAUCGUGGCUCGCUGCAGCGCAAUCGUCGGGACUGAAUCGGUGACCAUUAAACAUUCAGGGCCAUAUUUGGUGAAUGAUGUCUUUCAGGCGGACUGUGUUCUUCUGCUUGUUGUGUUUUUUGAUGCUCGUGCACGGCAGCAGGAGGAGGCACGCGCGCUGUCCAGCAUCAUGUACAUGCAGUAAAGAUAACGCCUUAUGUGCCAAUACUGGAUCAAUACCGAGGAGCUUCCCGCCAGAUGUCAUCUCACUAUCGUUCGUCAAGUCCGGAUUCAAUGAAAUCCCUAAAGAGAGUUUCAUUCACACACCAGCCCUCCAUCUGCUUCUUUUCACAGCAAACGUCUUUGAGUCUAUAAAUGAAGAUGCGUUUCUUGGCCUUCCUCAUCUGGAGUAUCUGUUCAUUGAAAAUAACCAAAUCAAGUCCAUAUCGCCUUUCGCCUUCAGAGGACUCAAGUCCUUAAUACACUUAAGUCUGGCGCACAAUAAUUUGGAGACGCUACCGAAAGAUCUUUUCAAAGGGAUGGAAGCUUUGACUAAAGUGGAUCUGAGAGGAAAUCUUUUCAGCUGCGACUGUAAAUUAAAGUGGUUAGUCGACUGGAUGUUUCACACAAAUGCAACUGUGGAUGAGAUCUAUUGCAGUGGGCCUGAAUCUUACCAGGACAGGAAAAUCAACGACCUCGUGGCGCAGUCAUUUGAUUGCAUAACAACAGAUUUUCCACUCUUGAAGUCUCUCGAAUUUCAGUCCAUUUCAGUCGAAGCGUUUGAAUUUGGUGGAGACCAGUUUGUUGUAUUCGCCCAGCCGUUCAUUGGCAGGUGUAGUUUCAUGGAAUGGGAUCACGUGCAAAUGGAGUUCAGAAAUUUCGAUAACAUCACAAGCACUUCAUCGGUCAUCUGCAAACCUCUAGUCAUUGACAGUCAACUCUUCAUCAUCGUAGCACAGCUGUUCGGCGGCUCGCACAUCUUCAAGAGAGACGUCUCCGCAAACAAAUUCAUCAAAAUCCAAGACAUCGACAUUCUGAAAAUACGAAAGCCAAAUGACGUGGAGAUCUUCCACGUGGACGGAGAGUCUUUCUUCAUCAUUGCCGAUAGCUCCAAAGCCGGCUCCACGACUAUUUAUAAAUGGAACGGCAAUGGCUUCUACUCCCAUCAGUCCUUGCACCCCUGGCACCGCGACACUGACGUGGAGUAUCUAGACAUUUCGGGGAAACCUCACUUGAUCUUGUCCAGCAGUUCUCAGCGGCCGGUUAUUUACCAAUGGAGCAAAAGCAACAAGCAGUUCGAGCGGCGUACCGAUAUCCCAGAGAUGGAGGACGUGUACGCGGUCAAACACUUCGCUGUGAAGAGCGAGCUCUACAUAUGUCUGACCCGCUUCAUCGGCGACUCCAAGGUGAUGAAGUGGGAUGGCAGCAUGUUCAGUGAGAUCCAGACCGUGGCCUCUCGCGGCUCCAUGGUGUUCCAGCCGUUCUCCAUAGCCAACUGGCAGUACGCCAUCCUGGGCAGCGACUACGCCUUUACUCGCGUCUACCGCUGGGACGCACAGAAGAGACAGUUCAUCCACUUCCAGGAGAUGAACAUUCAAGCACCCAGGGCUUUUUCUUUGGUGUAUAUUGACAACAGGGAAUUCCUUCUUGGCUCUAGUUUUAAGGGGCAAACGCGGAUUUAUGAACAUUUGGUCCUUGACUUGAGCAGCUGAUUUGCUUCAUCGGGACAGUUGAGGAUGAUUAGUGUCUCGAUGAAUCUCACGAACACGUCCUGCUCAUAUUUAACUCUAAAAUAUGAAAGAACGAUAUUUUUUGUUGUUUUUUAAACUAAAAAAGCUAGUUUUAAAGUCACCAUGAAAUCAAAAUUGACCAUUCUUGUUUUAAGGAAUAUUGCAGUGUUUUUCCGUGCACAUCAUUAUUGUGUUAAUAAUCUUGAAUCAGAAUAACUUCCUCUUGCAGCAUCUCGUCUCUUCUGUGAUGACGCGGGCGGGGCUAUAACCUGUCACUCACAUGAGAUCCACCAACCACAACCAUCCAAUCAAUUCCCCACGUUUACAAUCAAGCCCCGCCCACAUGUGUUCUUGUUCCAGAAGCGUUUGUCACAAUAGAGAAGAGACUAGCGCAAGUUCAGUUUCAUGCUGAUUUUUAGCAGUGUAAAAUUUUAACCCCCUCAAUUCUCCAUACCAUAAUGUAGUUUUUUUUUGCUGUAAUACAGUAAACAUUGCUUGAUUGUCAUGAAAGUAUGUCACCAUGCAUAAAAAUCGUAAUAAUUGAAAAAUAGGCUUCAUUUUCUCUAUGCAAAACACAAUUUCAUAUAUUUUCUUUCUUUUGAUUUUGGGGUGAAAUAUGACGGGGAUAUUUUCACCAGAUUCACAGCAUGAAGAAUCUUCGCAGAUGACUUGCAUGAUGAUGCCUUAGUUAGGUACCGCCAGUGAAAUUAUUCAUGUUGGUUUUUUUAGUGUUUUUUUUUUUUUAUAAAUGAUCUUCUCAGUGCACUCAUUUAUUUCUGUUGUAUUUUUACAUUUUAACUGAUGUACUUUCAUUGAAAUACUUGCUAUUCUAUUUAUUAAUAUGUAUAUCUCAACUUGUUUACUUCUCUUUUAACUUGUAAACAAUGUGUUUUAUGUGGCAGCUGGGGGAAAUAUUUGAUAUGCAGAAUAUACAUUGAGAGUUCGACUUUUGGAGUAGUGUGUCAUGUGACUUGUUUUUUUAACAGUGAAGUGUAUUAACUACUAACAGACGACCAAUGUCAGCACUUCUUUUUCAACAAGAUACCGUUUGUUGAGAUGAGGAGAUUCUAUAUCACCAAAUGAUGAAACUGUGUUGUUCUACUGGAUAGGUUUGUGCAUGCAGUUUCAUGCCUACUUUUUUGGAGACUGAUCCUAACUUUAAAUAAAGACUUUGUGAUCUUGA